AUGCCUCCUCUUCGCUGCGGUGCGCGAGUCUUCCAGUCGCUGCGAACAAGUCCCCUCCGAUUGAGCAUGACAUCCUCACGCUGUUAUUCCGACAAAUCUGAUCUGGCAGACAUUUUCUCUAUGAUCGGCGCACCAAAUUGGUCUGUGAAGUCGCUGCUGCCGAACCCAGCAUCCAAGCCUCCUCCGUCACUCACCCCCAAAGAACUACACCAUCUGCUGCGGAUAUCAGCGCUUCCCCAGCCCGCCAACCAAAAAGAGGAGCAGUCAAUGCUUGACACACUCGAGUCGCAGAUCCAUUUUGUCAAAGAAAUCCAACUUGUGGAUACCACUGGAGUUGAACCGCUUCCAAGGAUUCGCGACGAGAGUUCCGACGCGAUCAAGGAACAUACAAUUGGGAUCGAACAGCUGAAGGAAUACUUGGCCAAGGAGAAAACGUCCGGACGACGAGGCAAAAUUCAACGUAUCGUAGGGGUCAAAAACGAUUGUCCUGACGGGAUAGUAUGGGAUGGAGACGCACUGCAAUCCGCCACCAAAACGAAAGGGAAAUACUUUGUGGUUGAAAUCGGUAGCUGA
This is a messenger RNA of Penicillium brevicompactum, 573 nucleotides long. RefSeq lists its product as uncharacterized. Gene Ontology annotation, molecular function: glutaminyl-tRNA synthase (glutamine-hydrolyzing) activity. The transcript has a single exon. Lineage: Eukaryota; Fungi; Ascomycota; Eurotiomycetes; Eurotiales; Aspergillaceae. The record is from RefSeq and is a predicted model, not a curated record. Bases 1 to 573 code for a protein of 190 amino acids. Gene Ontology annotation, biological process: glutaminyl-tRNAGln biosynthesis via transamidation; regulation of translational fidelity.